AUGUCAUUCUUGAAAAACAUACAUCACAAGGUCGAGGAGUUCAAUGACGAUGCAGGUGCUGAUAUUGGUGACUUAACAGGCAGCGCAAAUCUAUCGUUUGAUGAUAUAAAACAUAUACGAAAUGAAGGAGGAAUAUACAAUUCUAAUAGCAAUUUGGACACGGCCCCUAUCAUUCCUACUUUGGGGACUUUUGGAAGGCAGGCCCCAAUAAACCCUAAUGGCAAGCUUAACAAUGUCCAAUACAGGAAACAUAUGAAUCAACAGAAAAAGAUGGCUCUACUUAGUGGUGCAAGAGCCAAUUCAUUGGCAGCUGGAGGUAAUCCAAUGCAAGAGGGCCCUCGUGCCAAUUCCAUGGCUGCGGGGUUCAAUCCAAUGUAUGAUGGUAUGAGAACAAACUCUAUGGCUACGAGCUAUACAAUGAUGCCCGACCAGCGAUAUCAGUUUACUCAACAACAACAAAAACAACAACAACAGCAGCAGCAGCAGCAGCAAAUGGGGGCGGCUGACCCUCGUUCCAUGUCGAUGACAUCGCAAAGAGGUAAUCCUAUGAUGCCACAGCAACAAUUUGCAAUGAGGCAGCAGCAGCAAUAUCCAGUUCAGUAUCCACAACAAGUCGACCAAGGGGCUCGCUCAAUGUCAUUAAUGGGCGGCGGAAUGCCAGGUUAUGGCCAAAAUUACCCUAGAACCAAGUCAUUGGGAGGAUCGAGACCUUUAAUGGGCACACCCCAAGGAUUUCAAGGCCAGCCUCUUAGAAGUAGAAAUUUGGUUACAUCGAAUCCUCAACAGCAAAUGCCACAAACUGCCCCAUUUAGAAAUCAAAUGCUCCCACAAUCGCAAUCCCAGCUUUUUCUAGAGCAAGGCAUGAGAAGCGAUGGACAAUAUCAACCGGCUGGUAGGUAUGGUAAUUCAGAUGCAAGCAAUCAAAUGGAGCAGAACUAUGUUCCCAACGAACUGCAACCAAGGCCCUACAUUGACCAGAAUGCACGAUACAUGCCACAAGCACAACAAAGACAACAACAGAGCCAACCAUAUCUUCAACAGUCGCAGCAACAUCCUCCGACACAAAUUAACCCUACUGAUCAACAGCCCUCAAAUGGCAAUGUGCAUUACCUAAAUACCCAACAAGGGCAAGCCACGUUUAAUUCGAGUGGCCACAUCUCUACCCAACAGAACUCAUCUGAAGCACUUGGCGAGGUCCUUGAAGAAGAGGAAGACAAUCUGAAUCCUGCUGACGAGGAAGAUGUGAUAUACAAGUUCGGGGAAGAGGAGAGCAGGGGAGUCGGGUUGUCACGAAAAUCGACCUUGAAAAAGAACAAUUCCAUGAGGGUACGUAAGUUGAACCUAUUCAAUGACGGCGAGCACAACAAAGUAUACGAAGGUAAAGAACCGCAGUCAACUUCUCUGCAAGAUAAUUUGAAGCCGUUUGCAUCCAAAGAUUCAGAAGUCAGCUCUGAGACCCCUCCUGGAGAGAAGGCAUUACAUGCUGAUGUCACCACUGUAGAAAAGGAUUCGGCGUCCGGUAACAAUAGUGUUGUGCACUUGUCAGAUUCCCAUUCAACCACACUGGACUUCAGAAAACCGCUGGAUCUCAGAAAGCCGCUGGACCAUCCAUCACUUCACAGCAUUGUGGCCAAUACAGUUUUCAGCAACUUUAGGUCAGCUUCUUCAGAAAAUACACAAUCCUUUAGUCCGCAUCUAGUUCAAACAAGAACUGAAUCCCCCAGUUCGUUUUACGAGGCCAGCAAUUCACCAAAGGGCAAAAACUUUGAUAGUGAGAGUGAAUUUCAUGGAACAAAUAGACAGGAGGAUGGUGCAACUACCCCACCGACUGCUCCAACAUCCCAAGUUUCACAUUUGGUAGAUGGUCACUAUGAUGGUAAAUUUGACAAUUACUCCAACAUUACUGAACCUAUCCAGGAUGUGUCUGAAAUCGAAAACAGAAGAAGAUAUAGUCCAGUACCAGAUAAUAGAGAACAACCUCAAGGACAAAGCAAACUGAAACCAUUUGAUGAUGAUUUUGAGCAACCGUCGAUUAAUAAAUCAGGCAGCGUAUCGCUGAACUCAAUCCCUCGUACAUUUUCGUCAGCUUCACAAUCAAGCUCAUCAACCAAAAAGGAGAAAAGAUCUUCUUUUUCGGGAAAGAAUUUUUUGAAGCGAUUAUCGAGGUCAAAAAGGUCAAGCACUAUCGAACCUGACAGAGAGAUUAAGUCUCACCAGAGAACGCCAUCCUCCAACACAAUAGGCUCAUCAGUUGCUGAACGAUCGAUUUCUAGCAAGCCUUUGCCGUUUAGUAAGGAGGAGUUGCACAUCAUGAAUUGUAAUACGGAAUUGCUCAAUGAAUUAGAGUUAAUAACAAGGGAGCUAGCUUCUUCCAUUAAACGAGAGUUGGCGUUGGAAACAAGACUCAAAAACCAGACGGUUUACUCUCACUCACCUGGUGGAGAGCCAGAGAAUUUGGAAUCUGUCAUAAUAGACAAAACCCAAGUUAUCGCAGACUUGCAAGAAAAGCUAAACAAAGAAAAGAGACUCAGGUUUAUUAGCGAAGAGCAUGCAUUGCUUCAAGAACUAGGUCAAUCUCCAAGUCCGUUGAAGUUGGAAUAUGAAAAAACGGAGAUUUACAAUCAAUUGGUAUCUAAAAAUGAUCUCGUUAAUCAACUUCAGAAUAGGAUAUCUGAAUUGGAGUCACAAGGCCAAGUUGACAUCAAUGCCAUGGAUAGCAAUUUAAUUGAAAAGAUACAAAUUCUUGAAGCCGAAAAUGAGGAUUUAAUGAAUCAGAAUUAUGCCCAGAAGGAGGAAAUCAAAAUACUAGAGAGUCAACGAGAUGAAUUGAGGGAGGUUAUAGGAAAACUUACCUCUCAAAAUAACCAGGAUACAAAGCUUCUCAAUGACAAGAUCAAGGCAUUGGAACUGAAAUGUCAAAACUUGAAAGGUGUCAAUGACAGACUCACCAAUAGGGAUGCCCAACCAAGCUCGUCCAGUGGCCCAUCUUUUGGGUUCAACAGAUUUGGAUCAAGGGGGAAAUUAAAUGGUUUUACAAUUGUUUCUCCGAAUGAGAGGUUUUUGGAGGACCACUAG
Molecule: messenger RNA, 3075 nt
Organism: Lodderomyces parapsilosis
Lineage: Eukaryota; Fungi; Ascomycota; Pichiomycetes; Serinales; Debaryomycetaceae
Exons: 1
Coding region: 1-3075 (1024 amino acids)
Source: RefSeq, a predicted model, not a curated record